AUGAUUGUCGAAGUCGACGAGCGCAUCCAGCAGGAGCACCCUGAUUUUCUCUCUCGUAUCAAGAAUCGCCCCCGGUAUGCACCUGGCAAGAAGGAUGAUAGAGAAAGUUUGAAACCUCAGAUGUCCAGCAAUCAACCUGUGAAUAUGAAGACAGAACCCCGCAUGGCAAUUCAGCCUUCCCGCCGGCGCGAUUCGACGAUAUGCCCUAUGCUCCUUAUACCCACAAAACUCUAUAGAUGGUAUUUCUCACUGUUCCUCGCUGCUGGGGGCGAAGGGUAUAUCACGGCCAUACGGACGAUAUCACGUCUCACCAAUGCCUCCAGCCCACUCAACCAAGCGUCAUCUGAGCCGCACGUCAUCCGUCACCAGGGAAAGCCCAAAAGCUGCAUCUCGCGCUAUCAUAGGUCCAAGUUGUGCGAGUGCGAUGAGCCCAUACAAGAGGAAGAAAGGACAGACGAGUUGUUGGCGAUAUCAUCGCGAGAGGCGAGCACCCUUCGUGUUCCACCCAACGUCGUCUACCGAACCCAUGUGCCGAUCCGACAAUUGUUAGGCAUCUUGACCCAGCCAAUUGGUGCUGCAGAGCCCGACACCGGCCUACUAUGGUCUCCAUCACCACUUAUCCCAUCCCCUUCGUGGCGAGAGCCACUUGACUCCGCCACACCAUGCUGCCUUUCGCCCGAGGAUGUUGACAAUCCUCUCCUUUCGGCGUGA
Molecule: messenger RNA, 711 nt
Organism: Cyclocybe aegerita
Lineage: Eukaryota; Fungi; Basidiomycota; Agaricomycetes; Agaricales; Hemipholiotaceae
Source: the annotation of a GenBank genome assembly